UCAAGAUCUACUUAGCAAAAUACCGCAGCUCAAAAAGAACCAAAGUUAUGAUAGUGAAGAUGAUGACGACGCAGAAUUAUUCAAGCCAGUGGCGAGUGAUCUUAAAAAUGUAAAUAAAAAUCUACCGGAGAUUAGAUCAAAUAAUAGUUGGAACCCAGAUUAUGAUCAUGACAGUGAUGAUUCUGAUGAUAUGUUUGUGCCUCCACCUCAAGUUAACCCCAGAAAAAGCUUGGAAUCAUCAAAACCUACAAUACCAACAAAACCAACAAUAAAAUCUGGAGAAUCCCCGAGAAAAUUACUUGAAGUCCAAACUAUCAAUAUUUUCAAUUCUGAUGACUCAGAUGAUUCUGAUGAUCUGUUCAAGCCUCCCCCUCAAGUAAAUCCCAGAAAAAGUUCUGCAUCUAGACAAAUGUCAACAGAAUCAACAACCAAAUCACCAGAAGUAUUUAAACCGAUAAUAACUCCUCAGGAUUUACUUAGUAAAUUACCUCAGCUUAAAAAGAAUCAGAGUCAUGAUAGUGGAAAUGAUAAAACUGAACCUAAAAGUGUACAGGAAAAAAUGCCUGAAAUUAAAUCUACUCCGAGUUGGAAUGACGAUAGUGAUGAUUCUGACGACAUGUUCAAACCUUCUCCUCCUCAAGUAAUUCCCAGAAAAAGCUUGGAACCUUCAAAACCCUCAUUAGCAACAAAACCAACGAUAAAAUCAGAAGAGUUACAAAGAAAACUUCCUGAUAUCAAAUCAAAUGAUAGUUGGAAGGCUGAAAGUUAUUUUGAUGACUCUGAUGAUUCUGACGAUUUGUUCAAGUUGCCACCGAAAGUAAAUCCUAGAAAAAGUUUGAAAUCCACAAAAAUAUCAACAGAAUCAACAUCCAAAUCACCAGACGUAAUCGAACCGUCAACUACUCCUCAAGCUUUACCUAGAAAAUUACCUGAGCUUAAAACGGAUCCAAAUCAUGAUAGAGAAGAUGAUGAAGAAUCAUUCGAACCAACAAAAAACGUACACGAAAUUCUUCCUGAAAGUAAAUCAAAUCCUAGUUGGAUUCUGGAUCCUGGUCAUGAUAGCGAUGAUUCUGAUGAUUUGUUCAAACCACCACCUCAAGUAAAUCCUAGGAAAAGCUUGGAAUCUAAAAAACUGCCACCAGAAUCAACAUCUAAAUCACCUGAAAUAUUUAAGCCGUUAACCAAUCCUCCAGGUUCGCUCAAAAAAAUCCCGCAGCUUAAAACGAAUCAGAAUCAUUAUAGCGAAGAUGAUGAUGAUGAAUAUGAAGAAAUAUUCCAAGCAACACAAAAAGAUCUCAAGAAUUCACAUAAAAAUCUACCUGAGAUAAAAUCAAAUAAUAGUUGGAAUCCUGAUAGUGAUUCAGACGAUUCUGAUGAUCUAUUCAAGUUGCCACCUCAAGUUAAUCCAAGAAAAAGUAUUGAAUCUACAAAACCAACAUUACCUACAACUCCGACGGUAAAAUCUGAAGAGCAACCAAGGAAAUUACCUGAAAUCACCUCUACCAAUACUUUGAACUUUGCCAGUGAUUCUGAUGAUUCUGACGAUCUGUUCAAACAGCCACCCCGAAUAACACCUCGGAAGAGUUCGGACACAACCAGUCCUAAAGAAGUACCUGUAAAACUAUUUGAAAACAAAUUCGAUCAAAGUUGGAACCUUGAUAGUGACAGUGACGACGAUCUAUUUAAAAUAAAAAAAUGA
Messenger RNA from Panonychus citri (citrus red mite), 1699 nucleotides. Its product is annotated as nucleolar protein dao-5-like. The record is from RefSeq and is a predicted model, not a curated record. Bases 191 to 1699 code for a protein of 502 amino acids. Lineage: Eukaryota; Metazoa; Arthropoda; Arachnida; Trombidiformes; Tetranychidae. The transcript has a single exon.